AUGUCGUUCACCAAAUGGUUUAAAGGAAGCGGAAGUGGAAAGAGCGACCAGGACACCACGACGACGAUCCUCAAGAGAAGCAAGACGAAAACAACAAAGAAGAGAAGCGAAGAGGAAGACUACUACACUCAAGACGACAUGGAGGGCUAUGUCUACGACAACAACUACCACUACCAGCCGGCCCCCGGACUCCAGCCCCAGGGAUAUGGAUAUUCGCAACGGAUGGCGGCAAAGUCCAAGAAGCCGAGACUGGCGGCGCAGGAGGGACACUUCAAUGCUGAGGAAUUGACGCGUCGUCUCCUCGAUGUGCUGGCCGAGCAGAAGGUCCAUGAAGUCAAGAGGCAAAGAAUCAGAGAAGCCAGAGCCGCGGCGGUAGCACAAGAUCCAGCUACUCAGUGGCAGCAACGGCAAGAAGCAGCGAUAUCCUCUUUGAACAGGGCCCCGACAGCAGCUGGCCGGACGACAGGCUUGAGAAAACCAAGCAAGUCGUACGCAGACGCCGAUAUCGAAGCAGCCGCCGAAGAACAAGAAUACCGCCAUGUCCCCACCAACGCAGCCAGGGCGUUGAAACAAACCGCUACCAACAGGGCUAUGCGCGACCAAAACAAGCGAGCGCAAGCCCAGGCCGAACACCGCCGUCGAAGCAGCGAAGUGACUGGUGAAGUCCUGAUAGCUGAACACACGACGGCCCUAGCACGCCAGACUCAGCCCCGACUAGUCCUUAUAGAGAAGAACCGCCUCAAGGGGGAACAAGCGACUGACGAGGCACUAUCAGUGGGCCAAGUCCGCGGGCAAGCAAGUACCGAGAAAGCAAAGAGACGACACACACGUCAACAAGACCAGCAACCAGCGGCGGCAGCAGCGGAGCACAACAAGGAAAACGACGACCUCUCAGCCCUCCCCUCACCAACAACCCAAACCCAAAGCCAGAGCCUCAGCCAAAGAUUCCGAUCCACCCCCUUCAAGAAAUCCCCCUCCCUCUUGAACCUGCGCCAGAAGCUCGGCAUGAACAAUUCCGGGUCCGGCUCAGGAUCAUCCGGCUCCCCCGGCUCGCCAGCGACCGCCAACAGUAGCGGUAGUAGCGGUAGUAGCGGCAAUGGGUUGGAGGCAACGUCACCGCUUACUGCGGCGUCUUCUUGUGGCACUACCGGCGGUGCUGGUGCGGAGAAUCAGCCGCUGACACAGCCACAGUCGGGAUCGGCAAAGAAAAUGGCGACGGGGAAGAGUCAGGAAAAGGAGAAGGAAAAGCCGAAGAUGAAUACCAAGAAGAGUGGCUUCUUUGCUAAGCUUGGGGGGAGUGUCAAGAGGGGGAUGUUUUGA
Sordaria macrospora k-hell is the source of this 1320-nucleotide messenger RNA. RefSeq lists its product as uncharacterized. NCBI's taxonomy places the organism in Eukaryota, Fungi, Ascomycota, Sordariomycetes, Sordariales, Sordariaceae. The record is from RefSeq and is a predicted model, not a curated record.